Messenger RNA from Mugil cephalus (flathead mullet), 1521 nucleotides. RefSeq names its product thymidine kinase 2 (gene tk2). Lineage: Eukaryota; Metazoa; Chordata; Actinopteri; Mugiliformes; Mugilidae. The coding region runs from base 89 to 931 and encodes 280 amino acids. The transcript is spliced from 10 exons. Gene Ontology annotation, molecular function: deoxynucleoside kinase activity. Gene Ontology annotation, cellular component: mitochondrion; cytoplasm. The record is from RefSeq and is a predicted model, not a curated record.
UGUCAUUAAAAAUAAAAGAAGAGAAAAAAGGAGCAGCAGCAUCAGCAUCAACACCAACAGAAGAAGAGGAAGAAUCGUUUUCUGUGAGAUGUCGGCACCGGCUGCUCGUGACGUUUUAGUGUCCCUGUUCGUCAGAUUGACUUCUGCCCAUCGGGCUUUGGCUCCGUCGUAUUUUAGUGUUGGAUGUAAAAGAGGCAGUGUCAGACGCAUCCAGAGCAGAGCACACAGCAACACAGUGGACUUUACGGCAGGUAAACUGGUGCGGAAUGGAGAAGACAAGAAAACAGUGAUCUGUAUUGAAGGCAACAUUGCUAGUGGGAAGACAACCUGUCUGGAGUUUUUCAGCAAAACCAGCAAUGUAGAGGUCCUUACAGAACCAGUCUCUAAAUGGAGGAAUGUCAGGGGACACAACCCUCUGUCUCUCAUGUACCAAGAUCCCCAGCGCUGGGGAAUCACACUGCAAACAUAUGUUCAACUUACCAUGCUGGCUGGACACCUGUCACCCAUGUCAUCUCAUGUCAGGUUGAUGGAGAGGUCCAUCUUCAGUGCUAAGUACAUCUUUGUGGAGAAUCUCUUCAGAAGUGGGAAAAUGCCAGAGGUGGACUAUGCUGUUCUCACUGAGUGGUUUGAUUGGAUCACAACGAAUGUUUCUCUUCCAAUUGAUCUUAUUGUUUACCUGCAGACAUCUCCUCAGAUCUGCCAUGAGAGGUUAAAGCAGAGGUGCAGAGAGGAGGAGAAAGUCAUUCCACUGGAGUAUUUAGAGUGCAUUCAUCAGCUGUAUGAGGACUGGCUCAUCAAGCGUACCUCCUUCUUUCUUCCUGCUCCUGUUUUGGUGAUUCCUGCUGACCACGACCUCCAGAAAAUGCUGCAGCAGUAUGAAGUAAACCGUGACAAGAUCCUAGCAGUUAGCAGACAGCAUCAUGCCUCAUGAUUUUAAGAAUCAGUUUUGAUUUCAGAUGAAGAAAAACAUCCAAUUUCUUCUCAGCUACAUUUUUUAAAUUUAUUUUAAAUAAAGGGGAAAAGGGAUUGGGCAGCACAGUGGCUCAGUGGUUAGCACUGAUGCAUCCCAGCGAGGAGGUCCAGACCCUGUAGUAGAGGAUGAGAUGAGAAAAGCGAUUGGAAAAACUUUCUUAGACUGAGUUGAUAUUUAUUGAUUGCCUUGUUAUGUCCCUGUUUAACCUAUCCCAAGAGCUUGUGUUUUGCACAUUGUAGAGAGUUUGGGAUUUUGUAACAACUAUUUCCUAGAGAUGGAGGAUACGUGUAUACCUAAUAUCAGUGGAUUUCACUGUUUUUUGUAUGUGGUGGUUAUGUAAGAUUGAAAUGUUGCUCAUGUCCACUUUAAUGAAAGGGUCAUGUGAGUUUGUGAUGGAUAACACAUCUAUAUAAGCAGAAGAAUGUACUUGGAAGAAACAUCUUCAAGAAACACUAUAAGAUCAGUUGCCCUGCUUUACAUUUUGUGAUUUAAUCAUUGCUUUAUUUUGUGUGUUUUUUCAUCAUUAUGAAUAAAUUCUGUAAUUGUGA